AUGAGAGGCCUUCAAGUGGACAUGGUCAAGUCUAGGGCCCAAAUAUCUAGCCUAGAAGACGAGAACAAGUCUCUCCUUGAUCGAGUGCCUGUCAAGUCUAAGAAGAAUCUUGCGCCAAAAUGUGUCAAACUUGAUGAAGAUCUCCGUGAAUCAAAUGGGCUCUCUAAUAGACUUCCCCACUCCAAUGCAAAGUUUGAUAGGAUGAUAUCUAUGGGAAAAAGUAAAUGCGAUAAGCAGGAUUUAGGCUACCCAAAUGAACACACCAACACUUCUUACAAGACCGUGUUUCUGAAGGGCAUUACCAACUCAUCAGCACCACAUGGUUGCAUAAGGUCAAAAUUUGUUAUGAAUGAUGUAUAUGAUCAAUUGUAUGUGCAACUCCUCAAGCAACAAGAGAAGGGGCUCUUCUUGAGUGGUCGGGUCAACUCAAGUGAAGAAGGGACGAGAGGCCUUCAAGUGGACUUGGUCAAGUCCAAGGCCCAAAUAUCUAGCCUAGAAGAUGAGAACAAGUCUCACCUUGAUUGA
Molecule: messenger RNA, 525 nt
Organism: Ilex paraguariensis (yerba mate)
Lineage: Eukaryota; Viridiplantae; Streptophyta; Magnoliopsida; Aquifoliales; Aquifoliaceae
Source: the annotation of a GenBank genome assembly